This is a messenger RNA of Helianthus annuus (common sunflower), 1373 nucleotides long. RefSeq names its product F-box/kelch-repeat protein At3g06240. The coding region runs from base 13 to 1116 and encodes 367 amino acids. Gene Ontology annotation, molecular function: protein binding. NCBI's taxonomy places the organism in Eukaryota, Viridiplantae, Streptophyta, Magnoliopsida, Asterales, Asteraceae. The transcript has a single exon. The record is from RefSeq and is a predicted model, not a curated record.
AAACUAAAAGCAAUGUCUAAUCUUCCUCAUGAUAUCUUAAUCGACAUUCUUUCAAGAUUACCUGCAAAGUCUUUAGGCCAGUUCAAAUCAGUAUCCAAGCAUUGGUCCUCUUUAAUAUCAUCUCCGAGUUUUAUCAAACUACAUCAUCGUCGUGCCCUCUCGGAUACCAACACUAAUCAUUCGCGAGUGUUAAUCAUGUCAACUCAUUCGUUGCACUCGGUCAACUAUGAAUCACCAUCAUGUUAUGAAGGCAUUGACGACGACGAUGAUAAUAAUAAUAAUAAUUCAAAUGCCAUGAUCAGUUUAAAAGAUCCUUUAGAAAAAGAAUCAGUUGGUGAAAAGGCAUUAGGCUCUUGCUAUGGUUUGGUUUUCUUUGUUUGUUAUAAUGAUGUUAUCCUCUUGUGGAACCCAACUACUCAAAAGACUCGUUUAAUACCGGACCCAAUAACACCAUUCUCCAACGCCACUCGCUUUUAUGGGCUCGGGUAUGAUUUUUCCAUCGACGAUUACAAGAUGGUUAGAGCGUCGCGCUCCAUUUCUAGCGAUACUAUCACUUCUCAAGUUUUCAGUCUUAAAACCGGAUCGUGGAGAACGAUCCAAACCGCCCACAUGAACAUCAACGAUCCUGAUGAAAUUGGGUCGUUUUCCAACGGCGCAAUUCAUUGGAUAGUAAGGCAUAAUGGCGGUUUGAACAAUAGUGAAACUAUUCUUUCGUUCAACGUAAAGGGCGAGCGUUUUCUUGAAAUUCGCUUACCAAAUAGUGGCGAAUUCGAAAAUGAGCAAAGUGGAUUUUGGAGUGUGGGAGAUUUGAAAGGUUGUUUAUAUGUAGUUUAUGGUGGAGAUGGUGUAGAUAUGGAUGUGUGGGUGAUGAAAGAAUAUGGUGUUAAAAGGUCAUGGAGUAAGGUGAUUAAACUAGAUUGGAUUAGAUUUCCAUGUGAUUAUGGAAUGAUGCCGGUGUGUUUUACACAUGGAGAUGAUGUUGUGAUUGAUUUGGAUUCAUGGGACCUGGUGAGAUUUAAUAUAAAAGAAAAUACUUAUAAAAGAUUCAAGAAAUGUAGUACGGAUUGGCAUUUUUGGGUCGUGUAUACCGAGACUUUGGUAUCACCUUAUGGUUAGCGACUAUGCAGUUGCGGACUCAGGACUUAUUUUCUGAGGGCAAACGAAGUGCUUAACCAAACAUUUAAGAAGAGCGAUCAGAAAUUUUUACCUAUAAAAUAAACUAUUUUUAUGAGGGGCGGGCCGCACUGUCAACCCAUAAGUAAGUCUGCCAAUGGUUUCAUGAAUAUCCAUUUGAUAUUACAUUAUUACUAGAUCUUCAUGGAUUUUCUUAGAAGUUUUGUGGGUACCUUCACACGUUGACCGACCAAAAUUUU